Molecule: messenger RNA, 1632 nt
Organism: Echinops telfairi (small Madagascar hedgehog)
Lineage: Eukaryota; Metazoa; Chordata; Mammalia; Afrosoricida; Tenrecidae
Gene: SYNGR2
Product: synaptogyrin 2
Exons: 4
Coding region: 1-915 (304 amino acids)
Cellular component (GO): neuromuscular junction; synaptic vesicle membrane
Source: RefSeq, a predicted model, not a curated record
AUGGCGCUCGACGCCUCCCCGGGGAAGUGGGUCCGGACCGGCUCUGUAGGGGGAGGAGUGGCCUGUGUUGGCUGGUUAGCCGUGCCAGGCGUCUGUCUGCCCGGCACCCGGCGACCCGCGUCGCGAGUUCCGGCUCCUCCCCCUGGGGGGCGGGGCUUGCGAGUGCGCCCUGAGCCGGAGUGGGCGGGGCUGAUAACCCCAGUAGCUGGAGACCCUCUUGGAGGCCCUGCCUUUGUACUCUCCAGAUCUGAACCCUGCAAGACCACCUCCCCUUUGCCCUCAUCCUCCCAUGAGAGAGACCCGUGCUCUGACCACACGCCCCGUGUUCCCCAGAUCUUCGCUUUGAUCGUGUUUGCCUGCAUCUUCGGCGAGGGCUACAGCAACCGGCACAGGUCCGAGGAGACGACGUACUGCGUCUUCAACCGCAACGAGGACGCCUGUCGCUACGGUGGGGCCAUCGGCGUGCUGGCCUUCCUGGCCUGUGCCUUCUUCUUUGUGGUGGACGUCUACUUCCCGCAGAUCAGCAAUGCCACUGACCGCAAGUACCUGGUCGUCGGAGACCUGCUCUUCUCAGCUCUCUGGACCUUCCUGUGGUUUGUUGGUUUCUGCUUCCUCACCAACCAGUGGGCAGCCACCAACCCCAAGGAUGUGCUGGUGGGCGCCGACUCCCCGCGAGCGGCCAUCGCCUUUAGCUUCUUCUCCAUCUUCUCUUGGGGCACACUGGCUUUGCUGGCCUAUCAGCGCUACAAGGCCGGAGUGGACGACUUCCUCCAAAACUAUGUGGACCCCACGCCUGACCCUGCCACGGUCUAUGCCUCCUACCCUGCCGCCUCUGCCGACGAUUACCAGCAGCCCCCCUUCACCCAGAACGCAGAGGCCUCCCCCGACGGGUACCAGCCGCCCCCCGUGUACUAACUAAUCAGCUGCAGCAAUGGUAUGGGCACUCACCAUGCUGGACAUUUCUUGUGCUGGCUGCUGGAGACCCCCUGCUGACUGAGACCUAUACAUGGGAAGGGGGGUCCCCGGCUGCCCACCCAUUCACUCCACAGGGCAUUUUUUAGAGAAGGGUUAUGAGGUGUGGUUGUUUUGGGGUUUUAGCUGUGUUUUGGGUUGCUUUUGAUGCUCCUGCUCCCUUGGGGAGAAGCUGGAAGGACAGUGGCCCCCUCCCUUCCUGCCACCUGACUCACGUGCCUUAGCCCCCAACUAGCUGAGCCUGGGCCAGCUAACAGGGUGUUCUGCCAAAGAUGGAGGGGGUGCCUCACAUGGCGCCUGCCAGCUAGUGUUGUGCUGAGCCUCCAGCCCCUCUCUACUCACUCAGGUUUGUUACCCUAAUCCUGUGGGCAUGGUCCCCUGGGGCUGUGGUCACCACUGCCUUGCCUGCUCGCUUUGGACUUUGGUCACCACCCUGGAGGGAGGGUAUAGGCACUGGUACCUACCUUGCCACCCACCUGAUUACAGGGGCUGGCUUUGCCCGACCAAUAACACCCAGCUUUAUGUAAAUAUCCUUCGACUCUUGACUCCACCGGGAGGUGUGUAGACACAGACCCUCUGACUGCACUGGGAGCCUCUGGCCACCACCUGCCUAGGAUGGUUGAUCAGGCUUGUUGGAGGGAAUAAACCGUUUUUACUCUU